Lodderomyces jiufengensis is the source of this 897-nucleotide messenger RNA. RefSeq lists its product as uncharacterized. Bases 1 to 897 code for a protein of 298 amino acids. The record is from RefSeq and is a predicted model, not a curated record. The transcript has a single exon. Lineage: Eukaryota; Fungi; Ascomycota; Pichiomycetes; Serinales; Debaryomycetaceae.
AUGUAUAACGAAAUUGUUGAAAAUGUGCUUGGUUCACUAGGAGCUGUUCUUUGGUCUAUUCAAUUAGUUCCACAAAUUAUAAGAAAUUACAAAGUUAAAGAUUGUACUGGUUUACCACCACUAAUGAUGUUUUUAUGGGCGGUUAGUGGUGUACCUUUCAGUAUCUACUUUUUGGGAAUUGAUGGUUCUAUACCAUUAAGAAUUCAACCUCAAUUGUUUACUGUAUUUUGCUUAAAUACUUGGUUCCAAACUUUAUACUAUCCUCCUCAUCAUGUCACAAGAAAAAAAUUAUUAUUAAUAAUAUCUGGCUUUGUAUUAAUUAGUGUUGGAUUAGAACUUGGAUUAGUUUUUGCACUUAGACCAUUACAUAGAAGAGGUAUUACAUGGCCAAUGUUAAUAAUUGGUAUAAUUGCUUCAAUUUUAUUAGGUAUUGGAUUAAUUCCACCAUAUUUUGAAUUGGGGAAAAGAAGAGGUAGAGUUAUUGGAAUAAAUUUUAUAUUUUUAUCAAUGGACUCAUUAGGUGCUAUAGUUUCAUUAUUAAGUGUUAUUGUUGGUCAUAUGGAUGUCAUGAGUUGUGUAUUAUAUGCAGUUGUACUUGCGUUGGAGGUUGGUAUUUUUACAAGUCAUACAAUUUGGUAUUUUAGAUAUGGUAGAAAAAUGACAAAAGAAGAAUUAGAUUUAGAAGUAGAAUUAAGUAGAUCAAAGGCUAAUUCACAUGGUUUAGAGAAAUCAAAUGAUUUGGAGAAAAGCAUCAAUGAAUACGACGAAGAGCGGGAAGGAAGAGUUGGGAAUGAAAGCUCCUCAGUUGAUGCUAUUGAAUAUGUUGGUGAACAUGUUGAUGAUGGCGAACAAUUAAUUUCAAAAAUUGAAUCAAAAAAAUCAAAUGAAGUUAUAUGA